Zea mays is the source of this 2521-nucleotide messenger RNA. RefSeq lists its product as uncharacterized. The coding region runs from base 227 to 2152 and encodes 641 amino acids. NCBI's taxonomy places the organism in Eukaryota, Viridiplantae, Streptophyta, Magnoliopsida, Poales, Poaceae. Gene Ontology annotation, cellular component: Golgi membrane. The record is from RefSeq and is marked validated. The transcript is spliced from 7 exons. Gene Ontology annotation, molecular function: hydroxyproline O-galactosyltransferase activity; carbohydrate binding.
CUCUCCUUCUGCCUGUGCCCGCGUGGCCGCGUCUGUACCUGUACGGCCACCACCAUUUCCAUCUCCGAUCCCCGCGACCCCCCACCCAGCCCCAGGCGCCCGGGCUAGAUCCGGCCCACGCGUCUACUCGCCCCCUCCGGCUCCCCUUCUCCCUAAUCGCCGUCGCCGGGGGUGCAGGCACAGCGGCUGCUUCCGCUCCCGCUCCCGAGGGGGGAGGCGGCAGGCAAUGGCGCGGCGGGUGCGGCCGUCGCACCUGGUGCUGGCGCUGGCGGCAGCCUACCUCCUCCUCAUCUCCCUCAAGUUCCGCCGCGUGCUGGACCUGGCCGCCACCGACCUCGCGGACGACCCUGCCGCCGCCGCCGCCGCCGCCUUCUCUUCUCCGUCCUCCGCCGACCACCUGCCCCCGCCCGGGUCCGCUUCCGCCACCUCCUCCUCCUCCUCGCCCCCGUUCCCGGUCCGCCCCUUCUGGCACCGCUACGACCGUGUGUCCCUCCCCGACCUCGCGUCCCGCAACCGCUCCGCGCUCGACCGCAUGGCCGACGACGCCUGGGCGCUCGGCCUCACCGCCUGGGAGGACGCCGCCGCCUUCGCAGGGGACCCCUGGGCGCUGCUCGCCGCCGCCACCUCCCGCGCCUCCGACGCCGCCAAGUGCCCCUCCGCGGUCUCCCAGCGCGCGCGGGGCCGGGUCGUCUUCCUCCCCUGCGGCCUCGCCGCGGGCUCGUCCAUCACCGUCGUCGGCACGCCGCGCGCCUCGCACAGGGAGUACGUGCCGCAGCUCGCGCGGAUGCGCCAGGGGGACGGCACCGUCAUGGUGUCCCAGUUCAUGGUCGAGCUCCAGGGCCUGCGCGCCGUCGACGGCGAGGACCCGCCCAGGAUACUCCACCUCAACCCCAGGCUCAGGGGGGAUUGGAGCCAGCACCCUAUCCUCGAGCACAACACCUGCUACAGGAUGCAGUGGGGCGCCGCGCAGCGCUGUGACGGCACACCACCCGACGACAAUGACGACAAAGUCGAUGGAUUCCCCAAAUGUGAGAAGUGGAUACGCAAUGACAUUGUUGACACCAAGGAGUCCAAGACGACAUCAUGGUUGAAGAGAUUCAUCGGGCGUGCGAAGAAGCCUGCAAUGACAUGGCCAUUCCCCUUUGUAGAGGAGAGGCUAUUUGUUCUGACUAUACAAGCUGGAGUUGAAGGUUUCCACAUUUAUGUUGGUGGUCGACAUGUGACAUCUUUUCCUUAUCGGCCGGGGUUCACUCUUGAAGAUGCAACAGGGUUAUUUGUCAAGGGUGAUGUAGAUAUACAUUCAGUUUAUGCCACUGCACUUCCUUCGUCGCAUCCUAGUUUUUCUCUUCAACAAGUCCUUGAGAUGUCAGAAAAGUGGAGGUCUCGGCCACUACCAAAAGGCCCCGUUUCCCUUUUCAUUGGAAUACUGUCUGCAUCAAAUCAUUUCGCUGAGCGCAUGGCUGUGAGGAAAACAUGGAUGCAGGCUCCAGAAAUAAAGUCUUCUGAAGCCGUGGCUCGAUUCUUUGUUGCACUGAAUUCAAGGAAAGAGGUCAAUGUAAUGUUGAAGAAAGAAGCAGAAUACUUUGGAGACAUUGUCAUUUUGCCAUUUAUAGACCGCUAUGAGCUGGUUGUUCUUAAGACAAUUGCUAUCUGUGAGUAUGGGGUCCAGAACUUGACUGCUGCAAACAUCAUGAAAUGUGACGAUGAUACAUUUGUGAGAGUAGAUGUAGUUCUGAGACGCAUCAAGUUGAACAAUGGUGACAAACCAUUAUAUAUGGGGAACCUUAACCUCCUGCACAGACCAUUGAGGACUGGAAAAUGGGCAGUUACAGACGAGGAGUGGCCUGAGGAUAUCUACCCGCCAUAUGCAAACGGACCAGGCUAUGUGAUUUCUGGUGACAUAGCAAAAUUCAUCGUGUCACAGCAUGCCAAUCAGAGUUUAAGACUGUUUAAGAUGGAAGAUGUAAGCAUGGGCCUAUGGGUCGAGAAGUUCAAUUCAACAAAUCCUGUCCAAUAUUCCCACAGCUGGAAGUUCUGCCAGUACGGUUGCCUGGAGAACUACUACACGGCCCACUAUCAGUCACCCAGGCAGAUGCUGUGCUUGUGGGAUAAGUUGGUUCGUGGUCAGGCAUCCUGCUGUAACUACAGAUAGCAGAGUGAAGCUAAGGAUUGCUGGACGCUGUCCUCUCUUCAUCAUACCCCAGCCAGGUUUAGGUCGGUUGGCUGGUAUUUUCUUUUUCGACACAAUCGUAGUGUAGUAGGUGUUGUUGCUCCUCCGUCGCUGGCUCAAAUAUGAGCUAAAUGCAUGGGUGUGCGGUAGGAGAUUGAAGAUUUAGGAAGCCCCAACCAGUUGGUUAUUGUUUUUUACACGAUCUGUAUUGGUCCAAUUGUGGCGUUGGCGUCCUUGUUCUUGUAAUUGAUCCAAUUUUGAUGUAGUAGGCCAGAUUAGAGGGAAUAUUCCAGAUCAGAUGUACGUCUCCGUUCUUUUCUUAUAGUAAUAACUAGACACAAUUUGCCCUGA